Kickxella alabastrina is the source of this 839-nucleotide messenger RNA. RefSeq lists its product as uncharacterized. The coding region runs from base 325 to 792 and encodes 155 amino acids. The record is from RefSeq and is a predicted model, not a curated record. NCBI's taxonomy places the organism in Eukaryota, Fungi, Kickxellomycota, Kickxellomycetes, Kickxellales, Kickxellaceae. The transcript is spliced from 2 exons.
CUUUAAACCAAACAUGAAAUUUUCUUAUAUUUGAACGACAACCGCUCAUCAUUUUUGUUUUUUUCCACAAUAUUCCACACUAAUUAUUUUUUAUUUGAUUUUUUCCACUUGCUUUUAACUUCUUUUAUACUGCACACCGCUUACAAGUAUCUGUCAACUGCUUACUGUUUUAUUUUUUACUUUUUAGUAUUUGCCUUUUGUUUCAAACGCACAACCCAGCUUUCGUACCAGCACACACUCACGCCCACGCACGACUCGCCAGUCUAUCCAAUACAUACAAAACCCCCAACCAGCACUCUCUUUUCAAUUAUUUCUUUUACAAUAAUGACAGCAAACAGCAUCCUGAAUAACCGCACCAACUGGCCCGACAUAUUUGAGCGUGAUGUAUGCCCAAUUCCUAAACCACACAUGAUCAGCAUGAGCCUCUUAUUAGCCAACGACAACGACACAUUCACAAGCAGCCUGGUUGGCUCAAAUACGCCCGCUGGCAAAUACAAUCGCCGCCGCGUUGCCAGCCACGCCACAGCAUACUCCGGAACAAGUACAGUAGUCAACUGCCACCAGGGAAUGGAUGUGAAGAGCAGCGAAUCCGAGGAGCAUAACAGUGAUGACUCGAAGAGCUUGACAGAUAGCAUAUCCAGUGAUUGCAAAGCCACGCUUGUGCACAACAACCGCCUGCACAAGAGUCGCAGCACGUCUAUGACCAGACUGAGGAAAAUGUGUUUAUUUGUUAACUUGCAAGCCAAUGUCGCAUAUUGGCAAUGUUACAACUGUUUGGCCCUGGGAGCUUAAAUUUUAAUACCAAUUUUUAUCUUUCGAAUAGCAGAGGAUAGAGAAAU